This is a messenger RNA of Dermochelys coriacea (leatherback sea turtle), 5855 nucleotides long. RefSeq names its product slit guidance ligand 2 (gene SLIT2). Bases 191 to 4204 code for a protein of 1337 amino acids. Lineage: Eukaryota; Metazoa; Chordata; Testudines; Dermochelyidae. The record is from RefSeq and is a predicted model, not a curated record. Gene Ontology annotation, biological process: negative chemotaxis; negative regulation of cell growth; retinal ganglion cell axon guidance. The transcript is spliced from 34 exons. Gene Ontology annotation, molecular function: heparin binding; Roundabout binding; calcium ion binding.
CAGUGAAAAUCAAAUUCAAGCAAUUCCAAGGAAGGCUUUCCGUGGAGCCGUAGAUAUUAAAAAUCUGCAACUGGAUUACAACCAGAUCAGCUGUAUUGAAGAUGGGGCAUUUAGGGCUCUACGUGACCUGGAAGUGCUCACUCUCAACAAUAACAACAUCACUCGACUUUCAGUGGCAAGUUUCAACCACAUGCCCAAACUCAGAACCUUUCGACUUCACUCCAAUAACCUCUACUGUGAUUGCCACCUGGCCUGGCUAUCUGAUUGGCUGCGGCAGCGACCCCGAGUUGGCCUGUACACACAGUGUAUGGGCCCAUCCCACCUGAGGGGACACAAUGUAGCAGAGGUUCAAAAACGAGAAUUUGUCUGUAGUGAUGAGGAAGAAGGUCAUCAGUCUUUUAUGGCUCCUUCCUGCAGCGUCUUGCAUUGUCCUACUGCAUGUACCUGUAGUAACAACAUUGUUGACUGUCGUGGGAAAGGCCUUACUGAGAUCCCAACCAAUCUUCCAGAAACUAUUACUGAAAUACGGUUGGAGCAAAAUUCAAUCAAGGUCAUCCCUCCUGGAGCUUUCUCACCAUAUAAAAAGCUUCGAAGAAUUGACCUGAGCAAUAACCAGAUCUCUGAGACUGCUCCAGAUGCUUUCCAAGGCCUGCGUUCUCUCAAUUCACUUGUCCUCUAUGGAAAUAAAAUUACAGAACUUCCUAAAGGCCUGUUUGAAGGACUCUUCUCUUUACAAUUGCUAUUAUUAAAUGCCAACAAGAUAAAUUGCCUACGAGUAGAUGCUUUCCAAGAUCUACACAACCUGAACCUUCUCUCUUUGUAUGAUAACAAGCUUCAAACCAUUGCUAAAGGCACCUUUUCACCCCUACGUGCAAUUCAGACUUUGCAUUUGGCUCAGAACCCAUUUAUUUGUGACUGCCAUCUGAAGUGGCUGGCGGAUUAUCUUCAUACAAACCCUAUUGAGACCAGUGGUGCCCGUUGCACCAGCCCCCGCCGUCUGGCAAACAAAAGGAUUGGCCAGAUCAAAAGCAAGAAAUUCCGCUGCUCAGGCACCGAAGAUUACAGAUCAAAACUAAGUGGAGACUGCUUUGCAGAUCUGGCUUGCCCUGAAAAAUGCCGCUGUGAAGGAACCACAGUGGAUUGCUCCAAUCAGAAGCUCAACAAAAUUCCUGACCACGUCCCCCAGUACACAGCAGAGUUGAGACUGAACAACAAUGAAUUCACAGUGUUAGAGGCAACUGGGAUCUUUAAGAAGCUUCCUCAGCUGCGUAAAAUAAAUCUGAGCAACAACAAGAUCACAGAUAUUGAAGAAGGAGCAUUUGAAGGAGCAUCUGGUGUGAAUGAACUGUUGCUCACCAGUAACCGUUUGGAGACUAUUCGACACAAGAUGUUUAAAGGACUAGAAAGUCUUAAAACAUUGAUGCUAAGGAGCAAUCGCAUAAGCUGCAUAGGCAAUGGUAGUUUCACAGGACUGAGUUCUGUCCGUUUGCUCUCCUUAUAUGACAACCAAAUUACUACAGUUGCUCCAGGUGCCUUUGAUACUCUCCAUUCACUCUCUACAUUAAACCUCCUGGCUAAUCCUUUCAACUGUAACUGUCACCUGGCUUGGCUGGGAGAUUGGCUGAGGAAGAAACGCAUUGUAACUGGAAACCCUCGCUGUCAGAAACCUUACUUCCUAAAAGAGAUUCCCAUCCAGGAUGUGGCAAUUCAAGAUUUUACUUGUGAUGAUGGAAAUGACGACAACAGUUGCUCUCCAUUGUCUCGCUGUCCCACAGAAUGUACUUGCCUAGAUACUGUGGUUCGCUGCAGCAAUAAAGGUCUUAAGGUUUUGCCCAAAGGCAUCCCAAAAGAUGUAACUGAACUUUAUUUGGAUGGAAACCAGUUUACCCUUGUUCCCAAAGAACUUUCUAACUACAAACAUUUAACACUUAUAGAUUUAAGUAACAACAGAAUCAGCACUCUUUCUAACCAGAGCUUCAGCAACAUGACUCAGCUGCUCACCUUAAUUCUUAGUUACAACCGUCUGAGGUGUAUCCCUGCACGGACAUUUGAUGGGUUGAAAUCACUUAGGUUACUGUCUUUACAUGGCAAUGAUAUUUCUGUUGUUCCUGAAGGAGCUUUUAAUGAUCUUUCAGCAUUAUCACAUCUUGCUAUUGGAGCAAAUCCUCUGUACUGUGAUUGUAACAUGCAAUGGUUGUCCGACUGGGUAAAGUCAGAAUACAAAGAACCUGGUAUUGCACGUUGUGCUGGUCCUGGAGAAAUGGCAGAUAAACUACUUCUCACAACUCCAUCUAAAAAAUUUACUUGCCAAGGGCCUGUGGAUGUUAAUGUACUUGCCAAAUGUAGUCCCUGCUUAUCAAAUCCAUGUAAAAAUGAUGGCACUUGUAACAACGAUCCUGUUGACUUCUACAGAUGUACCUGCCCAUAUGGUUUCAAGGGCCAGGACUGUGAUAUUCCAAUUCAUGCCUGCAUCAGUAACCCUUGCCAACAUGGUGGAACUUGCCAUUUAAAAGAAGGAGAAAAGGAUGGAUUUUGGUGCACUUGUGCAGAUGGAUUUGAAGGCGAAAACUGUGAAGUGAAUGUUGAUGACUGCGAAGAUAAUGAUUGUGAAAAUAAUUCUACCUGUGUAGAUGGAAUUAACAACUACACUUGCCUUUGCCCACCUGAAUAUACUGCUGCUAAUCUGAAUGAAGUGGAAAAAGGUGAGUUGUGUGAGGAGAAACUAGAUUUCUGUGCCCAAGACUUGAACCCUUGUCAACAUGACUCAAAGUGCAUCCUGACACCCAAAGGAUACAAAUGUGAUUGCACACCUGGAUAUGUAGGAGAACACUGUAAUAUUGACUAUGAUGACUGUCAGGACAACAAGUGUAAAAACGGAGCACAGUGUACUGAUGCAGUGAAUGGGUAUACAUGUAUAUGCCCAGAAGGUUACAGUGGCCUUUUUUGUGAGUUUUCACCACCAAUGGUUCUCCCUCGCACCAGCCCUUGUGAUAACUAUGAGUGUCAGAAUGGAGCUCAGUGCAUCAUAAAAGUAAAUGAACCAAUAUGUCAGUGUUUGUCAGGUUACCAGGGUGACAAAUGCGAAAAGCUGGUCAGCAUAAACUUUGUGAACAAAGAAUCCUACUUGCAAAUUCCUUCAAGCAAGGUCCACCCUCAGACCAACAUCACUCUGCAGAUUGCCACAGAUGAGGACAGUGGAAUCCUGCUGUACAAAGGUGACAGAGAUCAUAUAGCAGUGGAGCUGUAUCGUGGUCGAGUGAGGGUCAGUUAUGACACAGGAUCUUAUCCAGCAUCUGCCAUUUACAGCGUUGAGACAAUAAAUGAUGGGAAUUUCCACAUAGUGGAGCUGCUAGCAAUGGAUCAGAUUCUGUCUUUGUCUGUUGAUGGAGGAAGCCCCAAGAUCAUUACCAACUUGUCUAAGCAAUCAACUCUGAAUGUUGACUCCCCACUUUAUGUAGGAGGCAUGCCUGUGAAAAACAAUGUUGCAGCACUACGCCAGUCCCCAGGCCAGAAUGGCACCAGCUUCCAUGGCUGCAUCCGUAAUCUGUACAUCAACAGUGAACUGCAGGACUUUAGAAAUGUGCCACUGCAAGUGGGAAUUCUUCCUGGUUGUGAGCCCUGUCACAAGAAAGUGUGUGUGCAUGGAACCUGCCAUGCUACGAGCCAGUCAGGCUUUACCUGCGAAUGUGAAGGAGGAUGGACUGGACUGCUGUGUGAUCAGCAAACCAAUGAUCCUUGUCUUGGAAAUAAAUGUGUACAUGGUACCUGUUUGCCAAUCAAUGCAUUUUCAUACAGUUGUAAAUGCCUGCAGGGACAUGGGGGAGUCCUCUGUGAUGAAGAGGAAGAGUUGUUUAACCCCUGCCAGUCCAUCAGGUGUAAACAUGGAAAAUGCAGGCUUUCCGGCCUUGGGAAACCAUAUUGCGAAUGCAGCAGCGGAUACACUGGGGACAGCUGUGAUAAAGAAAUCUCUUGUCGAGGGGAACGAAUCAGAGAUUACUACCAAAAGCAGCAAGGGUAUGCCGCAUGCCAGACGACCAAGAAGGUAUCAAGACUAGAAUGUAAAGGAGGAUGUUCAAGUGGGCAGUGCUGCGGACCACUAAGGAGCAAGAGACGGAAAUAUUCUUUUGAAUGCACUGAUGGGUCCUCAUUUGUGGAUGAGGUUGAGAAGGUGGUGAAGUGUGGCUGUACAAAGUGCCCCUCCUAAAUGUGUCCCUGUCACACUUGUCUUUUGAAAAUGUUGUAUACUUAUUGACCAUGUCGGACUAAUUAAUGCUUCAUAGUGAAAAUAUUUGAAAUAUAUUGUAAAAUACAGAACAGACUUAUUUUUAUUAAGAGAAUAAAGACUUUUUCUUCAUUUGCAAAAAGAUUCAACUGAGACUUGAACUGAGACUUUUCGUAACCGAGAGGAGCUUUGAAGAAAAAAAAAGACCCUUCAACAUUGCAACAGUGAUGGGAAACGUAACUGCUUUUAACAUGGAUUCUUCUUUAUAACAUGCUGAAGAUAAACUGAUAUUAUACACAUAUGACUUUCAACCUACAGUUCAUUGAUGAAAAAUUGACCAGAACAUGAGGCUUGUUUUUUCACUUUCAUAUCAGUAUAUUUUACUAUGUUGACAGACCAUGCCAAUUACUUACUUAUAGAUGAGGAAGAGUUAUACUUGAGGAAGAGUUGUGGAUGAAGGGAAUCAGAUUAUAUUGGUUUAACAAAUGUAUGUGAUGCAUUUUGUGUGGCAUAAUUAUUAAGCGUCUGCAGAAGAGGGGGUGCCCAUUUAGUGGAUGGGAGAGGUUAAAAUGUGAGAAUCAUGAAAUCUCCUGACGAUGUGUACUUUUAUAUCAGCAUGUUAGUAAAAGAAGCAUACAAAAAGUGUUUAUCUACCCUUUUCCAGUAUUAAUUUUUUUGUAAUAUAAAUGUUAAGGGGAUGAUAAAAAUAGAUUAUUGAUGGAUAAAUUAGUAAUAAUAUGGAUUGUUGUUUCUCUGAGUUCUAAACAGCUCUAUACAGUAUUCGGUUUUAUUGAGAAAUAUUUAUUGUAUCAAAGUACAUUGUACUUAACCUUUUUAGGCAUCCCUUUUACUGUUUUUCAAUGCUUUAAUAUAUAUUAAUUUAUAUUUGUCCUGAUAUUUUUGUAUUUUGUUUAAAAAAAAAAAGAAAGACUUAAAAAUCAGGAUUUUUUGCAAUAGAACUAACAUAGCAUGUCAUCUUGGGGUAAAUGUGUUUGGUCUGUUUUUUUGUUUUUGUUUUUUGUUUUUGUUUUGUUUUGUUGUUUUUCGUUAGUAUCUCACCACUUGGUGUCUGAAACAGAAAGUGAUAAUAGUCUGCAGUUUUCACAUACAGCAGACAUUCAGGACACCUCCUGAGAACUUGUAACGUAUGAGAGAAAAUGUCUUUACACUAGAUGGCAAAUGUAUAGAAGUAAAUUUUCCCUAUAUAUACUUACAGAAAAUAAAAUGGUGUGUAGAAAAUGACACUAGAAAGUAGACCUUUACAAAUUAAUAUUCCCUUGGACCUCUUUACCUUUUAAAAAAAAAAGAAAGAAAAAAGGCUGUACUGUCAAGGACUGUGACUUUUUCCAAAUAAUAAAACUACUUUAUUGCCCUAAUGUUCCCCAUGUUAAUAUGUUGCUGCUAAAUUACAAUGUAGAACUGGUAAUGAUUCAUAGUGGGUUGUAUUCUUCUUCAGUAAAUCCCAGGAUACCCUGUAAAAAAUGCAGAUGUUUUUUCAAUUUUAUUUUAUUUUAUUUUUUUUUUACGGAAAAAGUUAGAUGUACAUGUGUAAUGCAGUGUGCUUUGUCUUAUUUGGACUGAUAUCAGUAAUACUACUGAUGUUUGUAAAUUAAACAGAUAUUUACUUCAUUAA